This is a messenger RNA of Sardina pilchardus (European sardine), 1977 nucleotides long. RefSeq names its product zinc finger protein CKR1-like. Lineage: Eukaryota; Metazoa; Chordata; Actinopteri; Clupeiformes; Clupeidae. Bases 211 to 1296 code for a protein of 361 amino acids. The transcript is spliced from 5 exons. Gene Ontology annotation, biological process: regulation of transcription by RNA polymerase II. Gene Ontology annotation, molecular function: DNA-binding transcription activator activity, RNA polymerase II-specific; RNA polymerase II cis-regulatory region sequence-specific DNA binding. Gene Ontology annotation, cellular component: nucleus. The record is from RefSeq and is a predicted model, not a curated record.
UUCGUCCUGUUUCUAGAUAACGUUAGCUAACAUUGGCUAUCUGAAGUUUAAAUUGAGACUUUAAUGAAGAUAGGUGUUUCUGAUAUAACGCUGUCUGUGCCGUUUUAAAGGCCGGAUGAGCGAUUAUUUCCUUAGCUUUUACACACACAAGCCGUUAUUCUUGUACAGGAUAAAAUUCAGCAUAUCACCACCAAGUUGGCCAGUGCUUGAAUGGCCUCGGAUGUGAAAAUGGAGCUAAAUAUGCUCAACCUGGAGCAGGUUGUGGUGGGAGAAAGCGUCGUUGCCCCUGUGAAAGAGACAAAACCAGUCAUAAUCCAACAACCCUAUCAACAUGACAGCCUGCAGUGUUUUCAGUGUUUCAUCACUUUCUGCAACUCGAAGGCCAAGGAGAGACACAUGAGGAAGAGUCACAGAGAGGAGUACAAACAGCAGCUCCAGCAGACGGACACUCUCUUCACCUGCUAUGUGUGUGAUCGCACCUUCCCUUCCUCAGAGGAGCUGACCCAGCAUCAAGCCACACACAGCACAGAGGACAAGCCCUUUCGCUGUCCACACUGCCAGGGCAGCUUUGCCACCUUUUCAGAGCUUACAGAUCACCGCCGCAACCUGUGCGCCGAACGGCACUGCGUUUGUAAGGACUGCGGCAUGCUGUUCCGUGGACCAGCUAAACUACGCACGCAUCGCCUGACCCGACACCCGGCCCCGGACGCACCUCCACCUGACGACGGCUUCACCCACCGCUGCCCCAAGUGCCAGCAAGGCUUCGAGACCGAGACCGAGCUUUUGCAGCACCAGGAGCUACACGCAGGCGACGAGUACUGCAACGGCAAGCCCCCUGCGCGUAAGCGCGGCAGACCCGCAAAGGCGCAGACUGAUGGGGAGGUGGAGGUGCAGGUGGGAAAGGCACCAGUAUUCAAAAGAGAGAAUUCAGAAGAGGCACAGACAGCCAAACGUCGGGGGCGUCCUCCGAAGCAGCAGCAGCAGCCCAAGCAGGAGUUAAAUAUUCCGUGCCCUGUGGGAGAUUGCAAGGUGAAGUGCACCAGUCUGGUCCAGCUCCGCGUCCACAAGAAGGAAGCCCACCCGCCGCCGCCCCCGCCGCGGAAGGCCCAUGCCUGCGCCGAGUGCGAGGAGAGCUACGGCCGGGCGGAGCAGCUGCAAGCGCACAUGAGACGCGCCCAUGGGUCCGACCGGCACACCUGCCCCACCUGCGGCAAAAGCUUCGGCCGCGAGAGCAACCUGAAGGCUCAUCAGAAGAGCCACAGUGAGGGUGAAGGGGCAGAGGAAGACAAAGGGUAGAUGGCAAGACAGAAAUGGACACUGGUCUGGGUUUAUGGGUAUUACAGUAGAGGGAAAUGAGGCAGAAUGUCUGGAUGUAGGGAUCGAAUAGAAGGGGACUGAACUCAGACUGGAUGAAAUCAGAGAGUUGCCGUUAACCUGACGUGGAGCAGAAGUCUGAAUAGGUUCUAGAAGUCAUUUUAAACUUGUUUUAGUGAUGUUCAAUAAUUAUUGAGUUAUUGUAAAUAUAAGCAUCAUAUACAACAUUUGUACAUAAAAAUAUCAAUUGUUGUUGAAAUAAAACCACAGCCUUCAUUAUUUUGCUACUUUAUUUUGUAUAUACUAAGUCCAUUUUGCUGAUUUAGUGUGGUUUGGUAUGUUUCAAAUAUAGUUAUUAGAAGUUUGGUUUGCCUUUAAAUGGGAGUUGAACAGGAGAUUUUUUAUUUUUUUGGUGCUUCAGAUUAUGCAUGGGGUGGGUUCAGAGCUCAUCUGGGCGUCCCUUCAUAAUAGUAUGUCUAUGUAGAGGAAUUAACAUUUUCAAACUGAGAUCACUUUUAUAUAUUUUCUCUUUUUUUUUUACAUUUUGAAUGGAAAACAGGUGGUUUGGCUUUCAGAUAACAAAUUGUGUCAAAUUGUGCGGAUAAAUGUCCAUUUCUGUCCAGAAACUCAUGUUCUGAAAUUAAAAUUCGUAUUUCAACUUCA